CUGCUCAGCUUGGUGAACCUCAACAAUGAAUUUGGUGACGUGGCUGCUUCUGGCAACCCCGCUGACUUCAUCCCCGUGCUCCAGUAUCUUCCCAGCCGCACAAUGCGUUUAUUUAAAGAUUUCAACAAGCGAUUUGUCCAUUUCCUGCAGAAGAUUGUCAAAGAGCACUACAAGACCUAUGACAAGAACAACAUCCGAGACAUCACUGACUCCUUCAUUAAGCAAUGCCUGGAGAAAAAAGUGGAAGCAAAUGCUGCCACGCAGAUCCCUAACGAGAAGAUCAUCAACCUUGUGAAUGACCUCUUUGGAGCAGGCUUUGACACUGUGACAACUGGCCUGUCCUGGAGCCUCAUGUAUCUCGUGACACACCCCAACAUCCAGAAGAGGAUCCAGGAAGAACUAGACCAGACGAUCGGCCAGGAGAGGAGACCAAGGUUGAUGGACCAAGGUGCGCUGCCCUACACAGAAGCCUUUAUCCUGGAGAUGUUCAGGCAUUCCUCCUUCCUGCCAUUCACCAUUCCACACAGCACAACCAGGGACACAGUGCUGAAUGGCUACUACAUCCCAAAGGACCGCUGCGUGUUUAUCAAUCAGUGGCAAGUGAAUCAUGACGAGAAACUUUGGAAGGAUCCACUGAACUUCAACCCAGAGCGUUUCCUCAGUUCUGAAGGGACUGAAGUGAACAAAGUGGAUGGGGAGAAGGUGCUGCUUUUUGGCCUGGGGAAAAGGAAGUGCAUUGGGGAACCCAUUGCCAGGUGGCAGAUCUUCCUUUUCCUGUCCACCUUGCUCCAGCAGCUGGAGUUCAGUGUCUGCAGUAUCAAUAAGGUGGACAUGACGCCACUCUAUGGACUGUCCCUGAAGCACAACAGAUGCGAGCACUUCCAGGUCAAGCAGCGCUUCCCCAUGAAGAGCACCAACUGAGCAGUGGGCUUAUCCAUUGCCCAGACAUCACCAGGGGGUAAAGACCUGGGUGUCCUUUUAGCAAAGCUGGGUCUGGUACAAAUUUAUGGGAUGAUAUAAUAAACUGAAGCC
Molecule: messenger RNA, 1032 nt
Organism: Pelecanus crispus (Dalmatian pelican)
Lineage: Eukaryota; Metazoa; Chordata; Aves; Pelecaniformes; Pelecanidae
Product: cytochrome P450 1A5-like
Biological process (GO): hormone biosynthetic process; progesterone metabolic process
Molecular function (GO): iron ion binding; heme binding; steroid 17-alpha-monooxygenase activity
Source: RefSeq, a predicted model, not a curated record